Pichia membranifaciens NRRL Y-2026 is the source of this 2172-nucleotide messenger RNA. RefSeq lists its product as hypothetical. NCBI's taxonomy places the organism in Eukaryota, Fungi, Ascomycota, Pichiomycetes, Pichiales, Pichiaceae. Bases 1 to 2172 code for a protein of 723 amino acids. The transcript has a single exon. The record is from RefSeq and is a predicted model, not a curated record.
AUGCCAGUGAUGCCUUCUGGUUACUGGCAGGAGAUGUCAGCUCUGAAUAGAGAAUCUCAAUCCGUUUUGACGCAAAAUGAAAGCUUGCAGAACAGACUAAAAGACUUGAACCAGCAAAUGAACGCUAAGGAUACGGAGCUGUACAACCUUGGAACACGACUAGAGAACUUGGAUAUCUUUGAGCAGCAUCUGACCUCUUUGAAUCUUCGAUGCGAGUUUUUGGAUAAGCAAGUUACAAACUUGGAGAGCAAGCAAAAGGUUUCUCCGCCACUCUUCAACACCAACUUGCAUUUGGCCAAGAUGAGAGCAACCCCUGGACUAAAAGGAUUUAAGGAUCGCUCAUGCUUGAAUAUAGAGUGGAGGACAACGGAAACUACUUUUGAAAACCUCUGUACCGAGUUCAAAUAUCUUAAAGAACAACUCACUAUCGCCAACAAUCAUAUCCAGCUCGAUUCUUCUCACGAUGACUCUCUCCUCUCGCAUUCCUCCACAAACAGGUCUACUUCUUUAUUUUCUGAAACCGAAAUACCUUCAAUGGACGAUGCCUGUAGCUCUCUAGUUAUAUCUACCUCAAAGGAAGAUCAAUUUACAUCCAAUUUUGCAAACACCGAUCUUAACCCACAGGCAAAGAAGAAAAAGCUGUUGAAAAUGGAAAGUUUUCUCAACUUUGCUGAAACAGAGAACAAUAACAAAGAAACCAAUAAAGAAAAAGAAUCACACAAUAUUGGCCCUCUGAGAGGGUUCAAUAUCAAUACCAUCCAUGACAAUCCACUAUUUGAAAGCAACUCUUUGACACACUUAGACGGAGAAGAGAAUAUACCAAAGCCAGAAUUACCUUUGGGGAGGAAGGCGCCUACAAAGCCUAUUAAGAAGAAACUCGAAUUAAUAAGUCUGCCAUGCAUCACUGAGGAAAAUCAAAGUUUGUGUGAGGUUAACAAUUGUGUUGAUCAAGAAAAUAUAACCUUUGAGCAUCACAAUCCUGUUCUUAACAAAAACAAUGGUUACAAGGAGAUUUCCAUCUUACACGACCAAAAAUCACACCGGCGCCACUCAUCACUUCCUGAGACAUCCUCAUUAGAUGGAAAUAACUUAAUUCUAGCUUCUGAUGAAUCAAUAAGGCAUUUUAUGUCACACGAAACAGGUCUAAACUCUAAAUAUGCUAAUCAUAAAAAAUUUAACAUUAGUGACUUUUUGUUCGUGAAACCAAAUGAGCCACGCGAUAAGUCCGGGCCAAACACUAUGGACCAACUGGAGUUACGAGAUCCAUGCAUAAUAUCUUCAUCACCAUUUUCAACUUUUAAAGCGAGCUACAUUGAUGAUGAAUCAUUUUAUGGCGGAUCAGAGGAUAACAAUAAAUUUAGUACUCAAUGCGUCAAUUCCCAUCACAUUGACUCUGAUUCUGAUUCUGACGAAAGUUAUGGAGAUGAAAAUGCUACUCCCUUAAUACUGAAAAAAGAAUCAAGAUUGUCACUUUACAAAUGCAAGUCCCACGAAAGUAUUUUUUCUGCAAUGACGAAACAUACCAAAGAUUUCCCAAUGAGGGAACGAAAUUUGGACUUGAAAGCUCAAACUAUGAAAUGGUUGAAACCGAACAAUCCAACAGUGUCAUUUUCCACUCAGCCAUUCAUUACUUCAAACAACGUUGCAUUCAAAAACAAUGCACACGAUGAUAUCAUAAAUAUUUUACAUUCUGGUGCCAACCUAGGCACCGAAUUGGAUCCACAAACCCCAACUGGAAUUCGAUCCGAAUCUCCUGAAAAAUCCAUACCCAGCAACACAUUCUCAAGUCCAAUGCCAAUUAAAUCCAUUGGAUCUGAAGAAUUUAACAAUAACAGUGAUGGUAUUUCAUCCUGGUUUUCAAAUUUUAUCCCAAACUCUGCUUUUACAAAUCCCGAAGUAGGGAAAUUGAUAGGUCAACCGUCUGCAAAAAGUCUUGAUGUUAAAGGUGGCUUGAGCCGAUCACGUGGCAAACCAACCUCUUUCACAUUGACCCCCAUCAACUUCAGAAAAGUUAGGGCAAACAUCAACGGACCUUCAUCUUCACUAAUAAUCAACAAAAAUGGGGAAAGAAUCAUCAGCCAUGGUUACGGUUCAAGCUUCAACAACAGCGUCAUUAGUUCCCGUAUCAGCCAUGGCGCCUUGAGAGAUGCUCUAGAGUCCGAAAUAAUAUGA